Messenger RNA from Paramuricea clavata, 300 nucleotides. The record is from the annotation of a GenBank genome assembly. Lineage: Eukaryota; Metazoa; Cnidaria; Anthozoa; Malacalcyonacea; Plexauridae.
AUGUCAGAAACUGAACAAAAUUUAGAUGCUGGUGCGGUAGCGCCCUCACCAGACAAUGCAAUGUUGUUCAACAUGUUUUCCGAACUACCAAAAAGUAUGGUAGAAACCACACAAUUUUUAAGUGAACUACGCGCUGAACGCGCAUCAAAGGCAGUCGAUUCAGAAGAAUCGCAAACGCCAGUCCCAGAGGAGGACACUACGCCAGCUUCAGAGGAAGCAAAUACCGCUACGCCAGCUUCAGAAGAAGUACAUAUACGCCAGCUUCAGAGGAAGCUAGUCCAUCUCACCAAAGGGUCGUAA